Messenger RNA from Colletotrichum phormii, 441 nucleotides. RefSeq lists its product as uncharacterized. The record is from RefSeq and is a predicted model, not a curated record. The transcript has 3 exons. Lineage: Eukaryota; Fungi; Ascomycota; Sordariomycetes; Glomerellales; Glomerellaceae. The coding region runs from base 1 to 441 and encodes 146 amino acids.
AUGAAGAAAGAAUUUACGUACGCCGUUGCAAUCUUUGCAGCAACGUCUGUGACCUUGAGCACAGAAGCUAGGACCUUAUCAACUAAGACAGCUGAUUGCUCUUCCAUGUCCCCUCAAAACAAUCUUCCAACGGCGACAGUCAGCCAAAUCGGAACUUCUGCUAUCAACGGGCCAUCAAACAAUCCUGGAGCUACAGUCACAGCGUCUGACAAUGUUUCGACAGCGUCAGGAAUAAUUGUGGUGCCGACUUCAGGACCAGCAGUCCUACCGGGAAGCCAAGGUUCUGCUUCGGAAGGUUCCGAGACUAUCCGUACUUCAUCGACUACGAGAGCCUCACCUUCUGGAACUACAAUCGUCCAGGCUCCCACGGCCGGUUCUGAGAAGUUCAACCCUGUGUCCUGGCUGUCGGGAAUUUUGGCUGCCUUGGCAUUGAUUAUGUAG